Messenger RNA from Phlebotomus papatasi, 2065 nucleotides. RefSeq names its product venom serine protease 34-like. Gene Ontology annotation, biological process: proteolysis. The transcript is spliced from 8 exons. The record is from RefSeq and is a predicted model, not a curated record. Gene Ontology annotation, molecular function: serine-type endopeptidase activity. Lineage: Eukaryota; Metazoa; Arthropoda; Insecta; Diptera; Psychodidae. The coding region runs from base 318 to 1490 and encodes 390 amino acids.
UCCCCAGUAAAAAAAAACCUCCACAUAGUACUGAUGGAAAGCUAAGGCAGUGCUUUUGACUCUCAAGAGGCAUCCAAGAAUUCUAACACACAAUUAACAUGACAAUUCGACUGUGUAAUUAAUUUAUUGUCUUAUCACUUAUUUGUGGAAGAACAGCAAUGAUAGAGUGCGAGACGACACGUUGUCAGAAAGGAAAAUGUGUGUAGGAGAAACAAAGACAUCUACAAGGAUUCGAGAAAAAAAAAUUGUGGAAAACUCUGCCAAAAAAUUCUUCUCACGAAGUCUCUACUCUCAUCAUCGAUAUUUUUCCCCAGGAAAUGAAAGGCACUUUGAAAACAGUUAUUCUGGGAGCCUUCCUAAGCCUUGUAGCAGCUCAGACAGGAUGUGACUACAGACAGAAUCUCGUGGCCGGAAGGGUCUACGAUAUUUUUUCUCCAGGCUUUCCCAACAGAUACCGAGGUGAACAGAAUUGUAGAUGGACUGCCAUUGCACCGGCGGGAAUGACUGUUUUCAUCGAAUGCACUACUAUGGAGCUACCAAGGAGCACGAAUUGCAUCAACGACAGGAUUCUCAUCUCAAGGGAAGGAUUGACAAGUCUUGCCGGAGCUUCUGCAUUCUGUGGCACAACUCGAUUCACCGCGCAAUCAACUGGGAACACCUUGGUUGUGGGAUUUAGAAGUCCUCGAACAUCCCUCGGUGGACGAUUUCUGUGCAGAAUCUCAGCUAGACCUUGCCAAUGUGGCCAGAGACGUUCGUCUAGAAUUGUUGGCGGUACUGAGACAGGCAUAAAUGAAUUUCCGAUGAUGGCUGGACUGGUGGAUUCUCGGAUUGGUCAAGUGAUUUGCGGUGCUACAAUAAUUUCCAACAGGCACGCUCUUACAGCUGCCCAUUGUACUCGAAAUGUCCCCGUGACCAGAGCCGGACUUCUAGUUGGUGAACAUGAUCUAAGCACUGGCAGAGAAACCCCACAUACUCAACUUCUAGUUGUUUCCCGCUUCAUUGUCCACCCUUCCUACAACCCCAAUCCCAGUCGUAAUGACAUUGCCCUCGUACAGCCCAGUACACCCAUCAUCUUCAACGCCGGAGUGGCACCAGUUUGUCUCCCCUUUGCCCACAGUUCAUACACCUUUCAGGGAAUGAGAGUUGAGGCUACCGGAUGGGGGACAACUGACUUCGGAGGAAGACCUAGUACACGUCUGAGAAGAGUAACAUUGGAUGUAAUGGCGAAUUCUGUCUGCGCUUCGAGACUUCAGAAUACGAAUAUUCUACAAUCGCACUUAUGCACCUUUACACCUGGCAGAGAUGUUUGUCAAUAUGAUUCCGGAGGACCUCUUAUGUGGACUAAUCCUCGCAAUGGGCGACUUUACUUAACUUCUUUGGGAAGUUUCGGUGUUGAAUGUGGAACUCAACCUUCUGUUAACACUCGUAUUACCAGCUUUCUCACCUGGAUUCGGCAGAACACACCUGGAGUUCAGUACUGCAUUCCCUAGUCUAACACAGUAAAAGACGAAGAAUGAGGUUUCCUUGGGAACUCUAUAGGGAGAAGUAGGGCACCUUUGAAUUCGGGCAGCCUUUUAGGUUGGGAAUUUAGCUCCACAAACCAAUUAUAAGAAGCAAAAUUGUAUCCUUAAUUUCCUCAAUUCCUUUUAAAAACAGGAUAAAAAAAAGUCCAAUUUCAAAGGUACCCCAAUUUAAAGGUUCCCCACUUCCCCCUUGAUAUAAAACAAUAUUAUUUUGCUAUGUAUCGCGAGGAUUGUUAAAAACCUUUAGUGCUUUCAGUGAAUUUUAUUAUCUUCGCUGCAAAUACUUUACAGAGGUACUUUGUAUGUAAAAUUUAGCUUGCGGAGUAGAGUAAGUGCAAGUUUUGUGAUGCAAUCUUUCUAUUUUGUGAUACACAUUGGGUGAGUUAUUUGGGAAAAUUUGAAAAGGGAUUUAAAAUGCCAUUUGAAUGCUGUGUUUGCAUAUUUACUUGUAUUUCAGAGGAAAAUUUAUUGCUUGCAAGAAACCAUCUCACUUUUGGGCGGGAUGGCUUUCAUGUUUAGCCCAAUAAAAGUGUCUUGUGUGA